AUGGACCCUAAGUUGAUGCAAUUUUUGACUAAGUAUGCUUCUAUCUUUGCUAAACCUUCGGGCCUACCACCACAGCGGGCUCAUGACCACUGCAUUCCCUUGGUUAAGGACACAGAACCAGUGAAGGCGAGACCAUAUCGAUAUCCUCAUAUUCAGAAAACUCAAAUUGAAUUGAUGGUACAGGAAAUGCUUGAUGAGGGGAUUAUUCAACCUGGCAAGAGCCCUUUUGUAUCUCCAAUCUUGCUGGUGCGAAAGAAAGAUGGGACAUGGAGAUUUUGCACUGACUAUCAUGCUUUGAACAAUAUUACGAUCAAAGACAAUUUUCUGAUUCUGACCGUGGAUGAAUUAUUAAAUGAGUUGUUUGGUGCUCAUGUCUUUUCUAAGUUGGAUAUUCGCUCUGACUAUCACCAAAUAUUGGUUAAGCCUGAGGAUAAUUUCAAAAUGGCUUUUUGGACUCAUCAAGGCCUUUAUGAGUGGCUUGUGAUGCCAUUUGCUUUAACAAAUGUGCCGGCCACGUUUCAAAGCCUCAUGAAUGAUGUGUUUCGCUCGCAGUUCUCAGCUGAAAGUAGCCACAAAACCUUAAGUAACUGCGAGGGUUCUUUGGUCUUAUUGGGUAUUACCGUCGCUUCAUUAAAGGUCUUAGCUUUGCCAAAUUUUGAGCUGCCUUUUGAAGUUGAGACUGAUGCUUUCGGGUCUGGCGUGGGUGCGGUGUUGACACAGAACAGGCAUCCCAUUGAUUUCUUUUCUAAGAAAUUAUCAGCCACAAUGCGUAACCAGUCAGCUUACACACGAGAAUUUUAUGCCAUAACCGAGGCCAUUGCAAAAUUCUGCCAUGAUCUAUUGGGGAAGAAAUUUAUCAUUCACACAGAUCAACAGAGUCUUAAGGUGCUACUCGAGCAGAAUCUGCACACUCCUGAGCAACAUAAGUGGCUGCACAAGCUGCUAGGAUAUGAUUUCAAGAUCCACUACAAGCUCAGAGUGGAUAAUGUUCCUGUCAAUGCCCUUUCUAGAUCAUGUUUUGUUGCUUGGUCAUCACUAAAGUCUGAUUGGUUGCACCAGCUAAAAACUGAAAUUGCCCAGGAUACUAGACUCAAUGCCAUUGUGCAACAAUGCAGAGAUGGUUCCUCGAAUGAUGCGAACUAUGCUUUGAGAAAUGGGAUUCUCUUAUGGUGA
Arachis ipaensis is the source of this 1173-nucleotide messenger RNA. NCBI's taxonomy places the organism in Eukaryota, Viridiplantae, Streptophyta, Magnoliopsida, Fabales, Fabaceae. The record is from RefSeq and is a predicted model, not a curated record.